AUUUAAAAUUGCUGGUAUAUUAUAAAUUGCUGCUCUAAUUGUAUACUGCUUGGAGUCAUUCUGACUGAAGUGGUAUAUAAAUCUUAUCCAUCAGUAACUGGCAAACUACUUCACUGUUGUUACCAAGAGAACUACAUGGGUAUGUCCAAGCAGUCACCAGGAGUUGCCCUCAACUCAGAUAAGUCUUUUCCUUUUAUGCCUGGAACAGGACUAGGGCUGUACACAAAACAUUCCCAUUCCAACCCCCGAAUGGGCUGUUCUGAGUGAUGCAACCUCAGAGCAAGGCCAAUUUGAGGUCACACCAUUUCUGGAAUAUUUUGAAUGAACCCUUCCCUAAGUAGGAAAACAAGUUUUGGGGUUGGAAUAUUGUGUAGCAGAACAUGGGUGCCCCUCUACUUGGUGCUAAGAUCACUCUUGGAUAUUUUUACACAAACAGAGUCGUUGGGAGUCGGGCAGCAUACAAAUUUAGUAAUUUGGAACAUUACUGAAUAUUGAUUCCAAAAUCAUUGGAAUCAGAGGUGGGUGGGUAGAAUGGGCGCAUGGGACAUGCUCCACUUGCCUCUGUGCCCUCAUUCGAUAUGGUGGGCUCUGCAUACAAUGAUCUGCUUGGCUCUACUUGUGGGGAGCCCAGCCUCCAUCCCACCAGGACAUCUGGGGUCAAGUAUGGAGGCAGCAACAUCGAUGCUUAUAGAAGCAACUGUAAAUGGCUGCAAGCACAGGGUAUGGUGUCCUUUGGCCUGUAGAGCAGGGGCUCUUCUAAUCUACAGCCCUUCCCUAAUGAGACACUGAGAUAAUUUUUUUAAUUUACCAGCCUGAUGUUCUGCUUUGAGGCAGACUGCAUAAAAGAAUGAAAAAUGCAGCCCCUGUCUGUUCACUGCUGCAUUAGCAAUCUAUGUUUCAGUGUUGUGUUGCCAUGUUAGGCUUGAUCCGCCCUUUGCUAUUACAGUAUAUUUACGCUCCUAUUUCAGAGGGACGGCUCCCAUUCAUUGAGUAUAUUUAAUUUCUGCUCCGCCCAUCAUUGCUGUGGUCAUGCAGUUUGGAUGUUUCCAAGUUAUUCACUCGGUUGCUUGGCUACGGAUUUAGGCCACUCCCAUUGACUUUCUUUUUCCUGUUCAUCCAGGGUGUGUGUUUGCAUGUGUGCACGUCUGUGCAUGAUUUAUCCCAGAUCUUUGUAGAAGUCCUGCCUGGAAUCUCAACCUCAAUCUCAACCUUCUGUUCCAUAAAACUCACAGAAUUGGUCCCUCCAGCUCACGUGCGAGGGAGUGCUUCGUCGAGCCAUGCCACCUCCAGUUGUCACUCUGACUGGUUGUUCUCUCUUUUUGUGUUCUUUCAAGCAAAGCAAUUCAGCAGUCAGGCUUAAAGAAGAUAUGAAAAAGAUUGCCGUUCCGCUCCCGAGAAGACCGAAGGGGACCUGUAGCCGGAAGUUGUUUGGCACUGGUCUCCAGGAAAUGCAGCAGGAGGGGCUGAGCAAGUGUGGAAUCCCAACCGUGGUGUGGGAUAUUGUAGAAUAUCUGUCUUGGCACGGUCUCAAGCAGGAAGGUCUUUUCAGGGUGAAUGGGAACCUGAAAACAGUGGAACAGCUGCGUGCGAAGUAUGAGAGUGGAGAUCAAGUAGAUCUUGCUGCAGAGGGCGACAUAAGCUCAGCAGCCAGUUUGCUGAAGUUGUUUCUGCGGGAGCUGCCAGAUCGGGUGAUCCCUUCUGCCAUUUACCCCAAAUUCAUCCAGCUUUAUCAAGCCAGCCAGAAGUAUGGUCUGGAGACUAAUGAGUUAAGAGACCUUCUGAUGCAGAUGCCUGAGACUCACUAUUGUCUCCUUAAGUAUCUUUGCUACUUCCUGAAAAGGGUUGCUGAGCAUCACUCUGAGAACAAGAUGACUAUUUCCAACCUUGCUACUGUUUUUGGACCAAAUUGUUUUUGUGUCUCGCCUGGCUUUGAAGGUAUGAAGGAGCAAGAAAUCUGUAACAAAAUCAUGGUCCACAUGCUGGAAAACUACAGUCCCUUAUUUGAAUGGGAGCACCAGAAGAAGGAAGGAGGAUGCAAGGAGUCACCGAAAAUUAUAUUGGUGAAAGAGGCUAGUUGCAAGCCGACCCCGUCAAUCAUGCUGACGAGUCUUGAGACAGAAACACCAAAGCCGAGGCCAAGAACAAAGAUUGUAAAGUCCAAACAAGAAAGACCAUCUCUGCCGCGUUUAAUGCUGCAGCCGAGACAGUCAGAUGGAAUUCCCCGGGUUAGCAUCCAUUUAACAGAUAGUUUGUGUUCCAAGGAGAUGGAGUUAGCAGAUGAAAUCUCCUUCAUAAGCAAUGCUGCAUUCUUCACCAGUUCCCAAGAGGAUGAAAGGCCCAUAUCACCAUUCUAUCUGAGUGCUCAUGUGUCACAAGUCAACAACAUCCCUGCUACUGGAGAGUUUGGCAGAUUCUUAGAAAAGACUAUCCGGUCAGCUGUUGAACAACAUCUUUUUGAUGUUCAUGGCUCUAGUGGUCAAAGUUCAGAAGAAUCUGAAUCCGGAACGUCAUUAACAUCUUCCAGUGUAUCUGCCUGGCAGCGCAGGCGACAUCAUAAAGAACAAGAUGAAACCCGAAGGACCAGAGAUAUGGAGGUCAUCAAUAAAGAGAAUAUUCCUUCUGGCUUCAGCAGCAUUGAAGAGUGUAUGCUGAAUGCUCAGGAAGUGGAAAAAUGCCAAGAAAACAGCUCUGGUUAUAUUGCGGAAAGAAGUAAACCAAAACGUCAGAAAUCCAGCACCAAACUAUCUGAGCUUAACGACAACCAAGACAGUUCUUUGACGAUGGAAACCUUUGGUUCCUUGAGACAUGUAGACGGAAGAAGACCGGAUGACAUGGAGGUGUUUUCUGAAGAAAGCAAAGACAGCAAAAGCGAGGAUGAUUUGUUAAUGCACAAUCAGAGCUCAAGUAUGAAGAUCCAGGAACACCCUGUCAUUCCUGAAGUCAAAUUACAGAGGAACCAAGAAGUAGAUGGCCAGGAAGACACCUUUGUAUCAGAAGUGCCUCGUCUGGACCUGUCAGCCUUGCGUAGUGGCAACAACUGGGAAGAACCUGUCCCUGCCUUUUCCUCCUGGCAGCGUGAUGGCUUAGAUUCUGAUGAAGCUCGCCUCUCCCCUCAGGCCGGUCGCCUCAUUCAGCAGCUUUUGGAUGAGAAUAGUGACCCAAUGCUGUCCCCUCGCUUUUAUAGCUAUGGGCAAAGUCAGCAGUACUUGGAUGACACAGAAGUGCCUCCUUCCCCACCCAAUUCUCAUUCGUUCAUGAGGCGAAGAAGUUCUUCUUUGGGAUCUUAUGAAGAUGACAGUGAAGAUUUGACACCAGCACAGUUGACUCGCAGGAUUCAAGGACUGAAGAAAAAGAUCAGGCGGUUUGAAGAAAAAUUUGAGGAGGAGAGAAAGUAUAGGCCCUCUCACAGUGACAAAGCAGCCAAUCUAGAGGUGCUGAAAUGGACAAAUGACCUUGCAAAGUUUAGAAAGCAACUAAAAGAGUCAAAACUGAAAAUGUCAGAAGAGGAUCUGGUUCCUGUGACACGCCAACGUAGCAAUACACUCCCCAAAAGUUUUGGCUCUCGGCUGGAGAAGGAGGAAGAGAAACAAGAUGUCUCUGAUAAAUCAUCAAAGCCUUCAGUGGAGGCAACUCUGGAAUCCAUGCAGAAGAAACUUGAAGAGAAAAGGACAGAAGCAAACCGACCUGAGGACAUUAAGGAUAUGACUCGAGAUGACAUAGCAGCAGAGAAAGUGGCCCUUCAGAAAGCCCUCCUGUAUUAUGAAAGCAUCCAUGGAAGACCAGUAACAAAACAUGAACGGCAAACGAUGAAACCCCUCUAUGACAGAUACCGCUUGGUGAAACAGAUCCUCUCAAGGGCAAACUGUAUUCCCAUUAUUGGUUCCCCCUCUAGCAAGCGGAGAAGUCCUUUGCUACAGCCAAUAAUUGAAGGAGAAACUGCUUCCUUCUUCAAAGAGAUAAAGGAGGAAGAGGGUGGAUCUGAGGAUGACAGCAGUGUGAAACCAGAUUUCACAGUCACAAUAAAAUCUGACUUUGGUGUAAGAAGUUUUUUGGACCAACUAGAAGAUGAUGCUGAUGGCUUCAUUUCUCCAGUGGACGAUAGGAUUCCUUCAAGAAGCAGCCAGGACAUGGGACUGUCAAACCUUCAUGCUGCUUCUAUGCCAGAACUUGUAGAACAGCUUCAAGAAGUCAGGGAAGAUAAAAAGAGGAUCAGAAAAAAAUUGAGAGAUUUUGAAGACAAUUUUUUCCGACAAAAUGGAAGAAAUGUCCAGAAAGAAGACCGUGUUCCUAUGGCUGAAGAAUAUAAUGAAUACAAGCAGGUUAAGGCCAAGCUGAGGCUUCUGGAGGUCCUCAUCAGCAAAAGAGAUUUAAGUUCCAAGAUCAUGUAGUAAAGCUACACUGGAUUUGCCAGUAAUGUUAAGAAGUUGAUGAAGCCAAAAAAAAUAAAAACAAAGAACUCAGCAAGAGCCUAAUACCACAAAGGGCUUCAGUGGCUCUCCCUGACUGUGGCUGGCAGAAGAGAGGGUGUGAAGGAGGGAGGGUCCUGCAUCUUUCUUCAGACUUGUGACCUGUUCUGCCAUCCAGGCUGGCAAGACAGGGGGGUGUUGAUCCACUGAGAAGACUCUGCUCCAAGAAGUUCCUUUUGUUUUCAUCAGGCGGUGACCCGUGAUUGCUUGGACUAAAAAGAAACAAAACAAAACCAAUUUUUAUCUUCUUUGGAGCAUCAAUGCAAGAAAGGUGAACUAGUUAGAGUGCUCAUGAAUCUCCAAAUAAUUGCCUGUAAUUUUCAGACCAAUAAAGCAAUCAGGUCUGUUCUAAUAGGAGGGGCGUAUGUUCUGAGACUGUUCUGAGAGAGGGGUUCCCUCUUAAAAUCUCAUAUUUGACUGCAGGGUUUUGUUGUUGUUGAUACAUAGUUCUUGUAACUUGCUCCAACUGAAAGUUGAAUUGCCAGUUGGUGAAGAACUGUUAAGUGUGACUGCCUUGGCUUUCAAUAUGGCUGCUUUUUUUUUGAAAGAAAUCACACUUUCUUACUAAUGGGUUUUUCAGAAAUGUUAUUACACAAUUCCUACAUCUGUUUCCCCUGGGAGAAAGAAAAAUUGAGGAAGCAGACCUUGGAGAAAUUGGACUUAGUUAAUGGGAUGUCUUCAAGAGUUGGAAGAUGGGAGUGGGGAUGAUCUUGGUAGCCAGAGUGUUCUGAUUUGAUUGUGGGUUUCAGACAGUGUUUGGGAGGGUCUCUUUAAAUUCUUCAUCUUUGUCCUUGAUGUGAAGAUCAGGAAUAAUGGACAAGCUUCCUUGAAAAUCAGAAGAUCAUCAUCUGAUUUUCUUCUGCAAUAAUGGCAUUUCUACAAUCCGCUCUUGAUUUGUGUCAAACAAUAAUGAAAUCCAGCUCAUUGGUGCCCUGCAACACUUCUGAGAAGUUUCUCCAGCAGACUUGGUGCCAAUGUGCAGAGAUUUCUCAGCAAACCAAUUUAAUGUAACAGGGUUUCCUGUGACUAGAAAGUAUUAAAAUGUCUAGACAAUAGGCUUUUAAAUAAAAUUAAUGACAAUGACAGUUUGUGUCAUACCCUUAUAAUGUUUUGUUACCCCCAAAUAGGUAGUGGAUCCACUGGAUCCAGUGCUGAUCUUGCACAUUUUUUUUUCUGUUCAUGUUUAGCUGCAGCUCAGUGUGGCUUUGUCAUUGCUGUGUACUUUCAGAUCACUUGAGCAAAAUGGUAGGUAGUAGAACAAUGCACUUUAGAGAGAAACAUAUAUUUUUUUAAAAAAUGAAAACAAAGAAUUUUUAAAAAUAACCAAAUCUGUAUUGAAAUAAAGGAAAAAAAAUAUUUUGUCUACCUGACUUUUCUGUUAUGCCAUUUUUAAAGGAAGGAAAAAUAUGUCUAAAAACCUUAAAGUUUGCCGGUAGCUAAUAGGAAAGUGUAUUGUAAUAAAUGCACACCUUUCCAAGCACCAGCAUUAGGAAAUAUUUAUAAGUAUGUUUAAUACGAUGAAUAAUAUCUUUUCAGCAUUUAAUAGAAAUGUUUUCCACCACCUUUGAAAAUCAACUGAGUUAAAAAUAUAAUUAUCAAAUACAAAUGUAUUAAAUGAAUGCUCAACCAUACCACAGAAAUUAUUGAAAAGUUUGGAUCCAAAUUAAUGCAAUAUAACUAAAGAUUCAAAAAUCUAACUCUGUAGGUUUAAGAUAGCUUUAGACUUGUUUUUCUCAACAAUUAGCCCAUUGUGGCACGUGAUAAGCUGCUUAUGAAGGCAAAGUCACUGGCAGGCCUCAAAUGAAGAGUAAAAUGAAACUCUUUGUAGUCUAAUACUGAGUCCCAAAUAACCCCAAAUAUUUCAUUGAAUUCACUUGGGUGUGCUCUCAGAUAAGUAUUAGAGAACUAACAGGUAAUUAUUUUCAUACCUUUAUUUUUAAGAUGACCUUUCCUUACUAAAAUUACUGCUUGCGUUGACGAGAAAGAGAUGAAAACAGAGAGAGAGAUUUUACCUAUUUUCAGAGUCUAGAUUAAGGUUUUGGCUGAAAAAUAGCAAGUGAUAACAAUAUAAAUGAAAAUGAUGUCGAGGUGUCUGUUCCUUGAUUUCUCUUUUGAAUAAUUAUUUAUAUGUCUCAAGAUGCUAAAUGAUAUGCAAGCCUUCAUUUUAAAACUAAGAUUAAUAAUGAAUGAAACUUUUGCAGAUAGAAAUGAUUCUCAGAAUUAAGAGAAAAAUUUGUAAUUUGCUGACGGGCUUACUCUUAACAAAUCACCUUUUUUUUUAACAUAAACAUGGAACAACCAGCAUGUCUUCUAAUCAUUGUUAAGCUUUGAGGUUUAAUUUGUUUACGAUAUGCAUGUGUCCAUAGCCCAGAUUAGCUUGUCUGUAAUUAAAAGCUCAAGUGGCAAAGUCUAUCUGAAUUAGAAGUUUGCAGCUGGACUUUCCGAUAGGUUGGCAAGAGGCAGAUUAUCAUUUUACCACCAGAAUAUAAAUCAGUUUUCCAUUUACAUACAUGCAAUGAGCAAAUGGAUAAUGAGUAUUUCUGGCAUGUUUCUGAGGUUUUAGUACUCCUUUCCACAUUCCCCUUGCUACUGGGAGAAAGGAGUGACCAAAAUGAUGGCAUAAUAAAUUUAAUAAAUAAUACUUAGUUGAGAAUGGGGAUCCUGUGAAGAGCCUUCAGUUGGGAAAAUGCAGUAGGAUAUCAUGAUUCCAUUAGUCAGUUCUCUUUAUGAUGAGAAGCAGAUGGAGAGUGGGAUUGUGAUCUGAACCUAAUUUCUCUCCAUCAAUUAUAAAGCAAGAAAAAUUAUAUCUCAACAGAACUUAAUAAGCCUAUCCUAUCCAGGAAGAUAUAUACUCUUCAGAAGCCAAAGGUCGCUUUCCCAGCACUUUCAUGAUAUAUCUGUAGUGCAUACAAAAGUUCUCAAGGCUGACUUUACAUCAGAUUACUUUGCUGCUUGCUUUGAUGACAUUUCUGAUUCAUGGACCUAUUUUUGUGGCUAAAGAGACAUGAUGGUGAUUGUGUGUUUAGGCAAGCAAUAGAUACUAAGCAAUGUCUGUGUUCAAGGACGCCUUUUAAAAAAAAAAGAUUGUGCUUAAUGAAAAGGAAUGCUUAUUGUCAUCAAUUUUCCUGCCUAUUUUUAAGCUUUCAGAUAAACAUAAACUUGUAUGUAUGGAGAAGGACUUUGUCCAAAUUACCAUUUCUAAGAUGUAAAUUUCCAGGCAGCUAAAUCUGCCCUUUUUUCUCAAAUGCUGUUUGUUCAUUCCUACUUCUACUCCCUGGCACUCUGCUCCAGAAUAAGGGAUACUGGGACCUUCUUGGAAUUCUACCAUCUCUUUCUAUGUUACUUCUGUCAAUAGAGUGCUGCCAUGUUUUUAAAAGGAAGCCACUGUACCCAGAACAAAUUAAGCUUCUGUUUCUGCUCUGAAGGGCCAUAGAAUAUUUUUAAGAACACUUAAUACCAUUUUAAAAGAAAGGCAAGAGUUUAUCCUCUCAGCAAAUCCCUCACAAGUAAUCUUAUUAGUAGUUAUCCUGCAAAGACUACAGGUUGUCAGAAAUUUUGCCAUGGCAAAGGAGCUAAUACAGGAGAAGUUCAUAAACAUCCUUAAAACUCCAGUAUAAAGGGGUACAUUCAGUCUCUUUCUUAUAAGAAAUUAGACCUCAAGUUCUUUUCCAUCUCUGGAACAGCUCUAUAGUAUUGCUUAGGUGUUCAACAGUGACUGAAAAACAUUUUUGAAAUUAUCUUUUUUGACUCUUCAACCAUCUGUAAGCAUGCCUGCAUGCUUUGAUACUUCAUCUCUAGUCUGUCUAUGUAUAUUGAAAGGUCUAAUUCUAUUUUGAGCAGAAUCCAGGGUAUGGACUCUGUUGAGAAGAGGGAAUAGCAUUACUCUGUGCAGGUCCCAGUCAUUUUGAUGGGCCAAGUACCAAAGAGAUUCCCUAGGGUGUGUGCCUUUUUAUUUUUGAUAUAGAAACAGCCUUGAUUACAACAGAAAAGUUAAAGCCAAUAAUUCUCAACCGUGCUAUUCAGUUGUAGAAAAUUCCUGUGUCAAAAUUCAUCUGUGGUUUCAGAUAUAACAAUACAUUUCUUGCUGAAUGAUCGUUUGCUUUAUGCCCCUGAUGAAACCUUAUGGACCCAGUUCUAUGUUUACAUCAAAGACAGAAAAAUUCGUUUAAUACACUGCAUCUUUUUAAAAAUGUAAAUGAUUGACAAAAUUAUGUGUGCAUUUUCGUACAUGAUGCUAUUUUGUAUGGAACAAAGAAAUAAACUAUUUUUGACUUCA
Python bivittatus (Burmese python) is the source of this 8742-nucleotide messenger RNA. NCBI's taxonomy places the organism in Eukaryota, Metazoa, Chordata, Lepidosauria, Squamata, Pythonidae. The record is from RefSeq and is a predicted model, not a curated record.